Messenger RNA from Olea europaea var. sylvestris, 1974 nucleotides. RefSeq names its product protein FAR1-RELATED SEQUENCE 5-like. Bases 1 to 1974 code for a protein of 657 amino acids. NCBI's taxonomy places the organism in Eukaryota, Viridiplantae, Streptophyta, Magnoliopsida, Lamiales, Oleaceae. The record is from RefSeq and is a predicted model, not a curated record. The transcript has 4 exons. Gene Ontology annotation, molecular function: zinc ion binding. Gene Ontology annotation, biological process: regulation of DNA-templated transcription.
AUGGCAGACAAAGGGAAAGAUAUGUUGGAGAAUUUGGAUGACAUUGUUUUGGUAGAAUCCGAGUCUGAGAAUGUCGUGGAGAAAGUGAACUUAUUGGGUGAUGAAAUUGUAGCAAGAGAUGAUGUGCCUUUGCGAGUGCCUGAGGUCGGAAUGAAGUUCAAUGAUGAAAAUGAAUUGUUUGACUACUACAAAAAAUUUGCUUACGCCGAAGGUUUUCCAGUUAGGAAAAAAAAUUCCAAAAAGGACAACGAUGAUGUUCUGAGAUAUGUCACAAUGACUUGUAGUCGUGAAGGAAAAAGAAGUAGUACUACAAUUGGUUCUUUGAAAUCGCAACCAACCAUUCAGACAGGUUGUAAGGCGAGGUUGAUUGCAUCUAUGGACAGUCGCGGAAUAUGGAGAAUAAACACAGUAAAUUUGGAACAUAAUCAUAAAACAAGUCCAUCCAAGUCAAGACUAUAUCGAUGUAAUCGAAAGUUGAGCGCUCAUGUUAAACGGCGGCUACAAGUUAAUGAUAUAGCAGGAAUUUUAUUACAUAAAAGUUUCAACUCUGCAGUAGUCGAAGCAGGUGGAUACGAAAAUAUGACGUACAUGGAAAAGGAUCGUCGAAACUAUGUUGAGCAAGUUCGGCGUCUGAGACUUGGAGAAGGGGAUGCUGCAGCAAUACAAUCAUACUUUUCGAAAAUGCAAGCUAGUUUUGCCAGGUUUUACUUCUGUAUAGAUCUGGACGAAGAUUCGAGGCUGAAGAGUGUGUUUUGGGCAGAUAAUAGAAGUAGGCAGGUGUAUAAAGAGUUUGGUGAUGUCGUCACAUUCGAUACCACAUACCUCACCAAUAAGUAUGACAUGCCGUUUGCUCCUUUUGUUGGAAUUAAUCAUCACGGACAAUCUACUCUGCUUGGAUGUGGGCUAGUCUCGAAUGAGGAUACAGAUACAUUCGUCUGGCUGUUUAGGACAUGGCUGCAAUGUAUGCAUGAAAAAGCUCCCCAGGGUAUAAUUACUGAUCAAGACAAGGCAAUGCAGAAUGCAAUUGCAAUUGUGUUCCCCGAUACGAAACAUAGAUGGUGUUUGUGGCAUAUAUUGAAAAAGUUACCGGAGAAGUUUGGAUAUCACGUGGACAAGGGUUCAGUAUUUCAUGCUAUACACAGUUUGGUUUACGAUUCACAAUUUGUCGAAGAAUCUGAAGAUGGAUGGAGGGUAAUGAUUGAUACAUAUGAUUUGCAUGAUAAUGCAUGGUUGUCGGGAGUGUAUGAUAACAGAUGCCGAUGGGUUCCGUGUUACUUCAAAACCAGCUUCUGGGCAGGAAUGUCCACAACUCAACGCAGUGAGUGUAUGAACGCGUUCUUUGAUGGCUAUGUGCAUUCAAAGACUUCGUUAAAGCAAUUUGUCGAACAAUAUGAACGGGCUUUGAAGAAUAAAGUUGAGAAGGAGAUUCAAGCUGAUUUCAAGUCUUUCUCACAAAUGGUGCCAUGUGCUACGAGGUAUGAAAUGGAGAAGCAAUUUCAAGCUGUAUACACCAUUGCAAAGUUUAGAGAAGUUCAAGAAGAAUUCACCGGGAAGCUUUAUUGUGACUUGAUCUCGACUUCGGAGGGAAGUUCGGGGACAACAUAUGAGGUAUGCGAGGAACAAAUAAAUGAUGAGCAAUCGCACGGAAAAACGUUCUUCGUCUCUUUUCAGCGAGAAGAUUGCCAAAUUGUUUGCAGUUGCCACCUAUUUGAAUUUCGAGGAAUAAUAUGCAGGCACAUGAUUGUAGUAUUGAUUCGUAAUGGCAUCAAACAUGUACCAGAUAGGUAUAUACUACGGAGAUGGCGGCGAGAUAUGAUGAAAGCAAAGCUGCAAGUAUACAAAAAUGGAUCGAACAUGAAUGCCAAAUGGGGAGUUCGAGUACCUCCAAAGGAAAUAGGCCAAAGGCACGACCAAGUAAUGUUGGCGUUGACGCACAUAUCGUUCAAGUACCUCAACGGUCACAACAUUGCAUGA